AUGCCAGAACCUCAGUUGAUCUUUGACCUUGCUGACCUCCAUUUAAAUUCUCCUUUUGGUUUUGUCUCAGGUCCUGCCUCGGCUAUGGGUUAUGCCUAUCAUGCCAGGCCAAAUCCCAAUCAUGAUGGAUAUCAUGGAACUGAAUCCACUUGUCAACUCAUCAGACUCCAAGACCUUCGUACUGCCGGACUCGAACCUACUUUAGAUAUUGAAGGAUUUACUUAUGUUUCUGGACGGCACAUCCCUGAAAAUUUGAGCAAGGAUGGAUACCAAGAAUUAGUAGAAGCAGAUUCAGUAGCCCUUGUAAAAAAUCUGACUGGUGCAACAUCAGCAAUUGUCUUUGAUACUACUUUUAGAGGGAAUUUUGACAGUGAAUCACGCAAAAUAGUUCCAAUCAUUCACUCUGGUAUGUCACCAGAAGGAGCUAAAAUUCUCAAGGAACACUUCCAAGACCAAUGGUUGAAUUUGGGGGAUACAGAGAUGAUUCAAUUUGGAAAGUACUUAGAGAAGAAUAAAGAUUGUGCCAUUGUGAAUGUGUGGAGACCAAUUCAAACUGUUGAAAACAAUCCUCUAGGUUUGUGUAAAUGGAAUUCACUUGCAGAAGAAGAUGUUUUGGAUUUUGGAGUCAAACCACAAAGUGCCUCUACUACAGUUCAGCCAUGGGAAUAUAAAGCACAUCAAGAAUGGUUUUACUUGAGUGAACAGAAACCUGAUGAAGCUUAUGUAUUCAUGCAACAUGAUAGUAGGGCAAAAGAUGGGCAUGGGAUCAAUGUUCCACAUGCUUCCUUUAGAAUGAAGGAUGACAACCCUGAAUCACAUACAAGACAAAAAACACACAAGGGCAACAAGGAUAUUCAAAAUAUCUUGAACUCAUCUAAACAAGCUGCCUGA
Molecule: messenger RNA, 891 nt
Organism: Melampsora larici-populina 98AG31
Lineage: Eukaryota; Fungi; Basidiomycota; Pucciniomycetes; Pucciniales; Melampsoraceae
Exons: 3
Coding region: 1-891 (296 amino acids)
Molecular function (GO): oxidoreductase activity
Source: RefSeq, a predicted model, not a curated record